Messenger RNA from Somion occarium, 3123 nucleotides. The record is from the annotation of a GenBank genome assembly. Lineage: Eukaryota; Fungi; Basidiomycota; Agaricomycetes; Polyporales; Cerrenaceae.
GGCCACAAAUUGGUCCGACAGUGUGCUCGAAUAGGCAGGGAGUAAAUGGAGAAACGCGAGUGGGGCAAGACCGCCAUAUAGAGUCUGGGUCUCCCUUGCGAACCCCGCACAUACUCACCUCUGUCCUUCUCCUCCACCCUCUCGUCGUCCACGACGACGACCAUGACCUAGUCCUGCACACGCUCCUGAUGUCGGACACCUCCGUGCCAACUUCGCCCAAGGGCCCUUCAUCGAAAUUUCCGCCUCCACCCAAGCUCAAGCUUGAUGCCUUUAAGCCCAUCCUUUCCACCACUGCAACGAAUACGAGUUCCAAUUCUUCCUCUAAUCCCAGUACUGCUUUUGUCUUCACAUCUUCUCGCACAACCCAUUCCGGUUUGUCUUCAGCUUCCGGCUCUCCCGCAACUCCCCCAGCGUCCCCUUCUACCGACCUACUUUACGCUCAAAAGCCACGUCCGACCUUGACUGCUUCUCAGCUAGCCAGACAUUCUCUUGGGGCUCUUGAUGCACGAUGCAUCGUCGGGCCCAGUAUGCGUGCUGCAGGCUUCGUUCCCCUUGCCCAUAACCUCUCUCCACAUUCUUAUCCACAUCAGCAGGCGCAUCCGCUCUCCUCUCUUCCCACAUCUUCCGGAGACGGGGCGCCUUCUUCAUCGGGCAGCACAUCAACGGCGUUCCCUACGCCAACCGAUCCUCCACCGUUCCCUCCCAUCAUGUUCGUAAAUCCUACUGCUGUGACUGCGGUACCAAUGUGGGAUUACCAGAAGCAAUCGGGAUGGAGCACGUCCGGAGGUAAGAAUGUGGUCGGUCUCAGCAUUAGUUCACCACAGUCAUCUUCGGCCUCUCCCUUGGGUCCCGCCUUCGUUCCAAUGUCUGUCUCGGAGGUCCAACCCUCGACCCACCAUCUUCAAUCUGGUGAAAGUUACUCUUCGAGCGCCAUGUCUUCUCGCUCUGCUUCUUCUGCCGGUAUUUUUUCUCCGAUCCCUUCCUCGUCCUCCAUGUCCAGCGUACCCAGUGCUCUCAGUGAACUUGUUGCCGAAGAAAGCCUUAGACAGAAAUCAGUCACUCGGACCUCCAGCUCGAUUGGAACUCAUUCUCCGCUUCCGGUAGUCGAUGGUUAUCCCUUCCCCCAUACGCCACCUCGCUCUCGUACAGAGUCUCGUUCCCCCGCGAUUUCGACAGCCAGUUCAACAGGGAUAAGUGCGUACACCACGGCUACUGAAAGGUCUCCUUUGUCAACGUACGCCAUCCCCGUCGACGAUUCUACGUCAGUCGCAAGUAGUGUUACCUCUGCUUCAUGGAAACGUACAUCUACUAUUCGCGGAGAUGUCUCUGCAGCUAGACCCUUACCGGCACCCGUGCAGGCCGUUGGCACGAAACCACCCUCGUUCCGCCAGUCCGCUCGUAUGGCCAAAGAAGGCAACCGACCUUCUUCUCAGGUGUCACAACUGAGUUUGACAGAGCUAUGCGAUCGCUCUUCCAGAGCUUGGGUCGCGGAGCCGGAUGUUUAUGGACCAUUCUUGCCUAAGAAUCGGUCGGAAAGCUUUUCUGGUAGCUCUGUUUCAGGAUCGAGCUCAAGUGGCAAAGCGUCCAGAGGCAGGUCUAGGGCUCACAGCGGAAGUUCAGAGAGUGAUAACACUUCGCCUCCAGAGCGACGACAGAAGGACACAGUCGAUGCCCCUGUUGAUCUUGCUGGUGCGAAGUUGAUGAGGAAGCAGAGUUCUAGUUCGGAGGAUAAGGUCGGCGCCGAAACUCGAGCCAAAUUAGAACAAGGUCGCGAGUGGGAUCGGCUCAAGCAGCAGGAUAACAAACAAAAGGAUAAGCACCGAACCAAGCAAGCUUCUCAGGGCUCUGUCGUUGGUUUGUCAAAGGAUAAAAGCCGCAGCAAGAAACAUCGUACGCAUUCCGCUGCACAGUCUCGUCCUGUCGCCUACUCGUCGUUUUCCUUCCCGCCCACCUUGUCCGUGAAGCCUUCGGCUCCGCAUCGUCUUGGAGAGCAAGUAGAUCAUGUUCCCGAGCCUCGUGAACAUCUCAAACAACCUUUGAUAAAGCUACAUCCCAGCUCCAAGGAACGCCGUGAGCGCGAGAGAGCACAUCACAAGGGGAAGGACCUCGGUGCGCUUGUUCAAGCCCAUCGUCUACACGACCGCGAGCAAGCACGCCAAAGCGAACGAGAGCACCGGGAUGAUCGUGAGCGCUCCGAGAUCGAAGAUAACAGUAAAUCUGUUGAAAUCGACGAUAAUUGGGGAAAAUUCUACAAAGUAAGCGCCCUUUAUAGUCACGACGUCAUCAAACCCUCACUGACAUCUUGUUUUAAACAUGAAGCAUUCUCCUCGCGCAAACUAUCCUACGACAGCUAUAAGUGGAGGCCGAAUGUCGUCGUAUGCCAAUGAUCCCACGAGCGAUGGACAGGCCAUGCUCGACCUCGAACUUCUCCAGACACCAGUGUGAAUCCAGUUCUCAGUCUCCUCUCUAGACGUUCCAAAUUCUCUCCAAUGUUCCAUUUGUUCGUUCGCCGCUCCGCAAGAUUCAUGACAGUAUUUCUGCUCCAACACAUCUCACGAUGGCGCCGGAUCGCCUCCACAGCCUGUCUCAUGUUGCAUUGUCACCCUGGACUUAUCUCGGAUGUACAAGGGCUUCAGCCACAGUGCACUGGUCAUCAUACGUCAACCCAUCCGGCUCUUGUAUAAUUUUUUCAUCGCAUUCAUCUCAUCUCUCGAACAGAACGUCCCCGUUAUGAAACGAUUUUUCCUCAUUUCUCGGACAGAUUCGUGCCUGCAUAUGUACUUUUAUCAAACAUAUUCUUCACCCUGCAUUCUUAUAUUGACUCCUUCUGCUUGUCAUCUUUGCUCUUCUUCGGUUUUCUGUCGUCUUUAUAUCGCUUUUGGGUUUCGUGUCGUGUUGCUUCCUCCUAAGUCCACUGUACAUUUUCUCACAUUCCUCCGUCACACUAUACCUGCUACGAGGAUAUCCCCACAUACAUGUCCUCUCCGUCUUUGCCUAAGAUAUUUAUCUAGACAUAGUUUGGCACUGUACUUGUAUCGGCUGCAUAUUUGUGUAUCUUUAAUAUUGUAUAACCGUCCCCCUUUAAGGACGUGUCGGUAUACAUGUUGCCCUUCGUACACCUUU